Messenger RNA from Clupea harengus (Atlantic herring), 3762 nucleotides. It is a transcript of the gene lig3, whose product is annotated as DNA ligase 3. Gene Ontology annotation, molecular function: zinc ion binding; DNA ligase (ATP) activity; ATP binding. Gene Ontology annotation, biological process: double-strand break repair; lagging strand elongation; DNA recombination. The record is from RefSeq and is a predicted model, not a curated record. Gene Ontology annotation, cellular component: DNA ligase III-XRCC1 complex; nucleus. Lineage: Eukaryota; Metazoa; Chordata; Actinopteri; Clupeiformes; Clupeidae.
UUGGUCUGUGUGUACAUUGUGCAUACUGCGGACUACAGUGGAGCACAUAUUCUGUACAGCUAACAUAUAAAGCUGUAGGUUUCGAAUAACUUACUUCGUGCAUCAACUCACACUCAGGAGCCAGGCAUCAAGGCUUUAGGACUUUUUUGACUGGAUGCAGAACAUUUGCCUUCGCAAGGCAUUACACACCGCCAGGAAUCCGACUGUCACCUUGCUGAGAGCGCAAAUUAUCUGGCGAUUUGGCAGCACACAUUUCACUCAGUGCACCCAACCACUGACUCCUCAUUGUGGCAGGCGUCCCACUCAUUCUCACUGCUGCGAUUUUACCCCGCUCUCUCGAAAGUUCGGUACAAGCUCUAGGUUUUAUAUUCAUCUUUCGUGGCCCGAGAGCCUCUCAGAAAGGCCAACAAUGGCAGAGCAGAGGUUCUGUGUAGAAUAUGCCAAACGUGGCACUGCGGGCUGCAAGAAGUGCAAGGACAAGAUCAUGAAGGGAAUUGUCCGCAUCGGCAAGAUCGUGCCCAACCCCUUCAGCGAGUCUGCUGGAGAGAUGAAAGAAUGGUACCACGGGAAGUGCAUCUUCGAGAAACUGGAGCGUGCCAGGGCCACCACCAAGAAAAUCGAGGACAUCACUGACCUGGAGGGCUGGGAGGAACUUGAGGAUGACGACAAAGAACUCAUUAAUAAACUUGUCUCAGAUCUUGCUGCCAAAACCAAUGCGACCCCAAAGAAAAAAGUACAGGCAAAGUUAAACACCAGCGGACCGCUGUCUGCACCACCUGCUGAUCCGUCACUUAAUGCCCCUCGAAAGUUCUCUGGCUUCACAGCUACCAAGGCUGGUACCUCUGCCAGUCCAGGGCAGUCUGCACUGAAAGCAGGCCAGGGCAGUGCCCUCUCCGCUCAGCUGUGUGACCCCAACCACAAGGACUGCCUGUUGCGCGAGUUCCGCAAGCUCUGUGCCAUGGUGGCAGAGAUCUCCAGCUACAACUCUAAGACUCAGAUCAUUCAGGACUUCUUGAAGAAAGGGAGUGGUGGAGAUAAGUUCAGAGGAGACUUGUUCCUCACUGUGAAGCUGCUUCUACCAGGAGUGGUGAAGAAUGUCUACAAUCUGAAUGACAAACAGAUUGUGAAGUUAUUCAGUCGUAUAUUGAACUGCAACCAAGAUGGGAUGCUGCGCGACCUAGAACAGGGGGAUGUGUCAGAAACCGUGCGGCUAUAUUUUGAUGACAGUAAGUCCUUCCCACCAGCAACCAAGAGUCUCCUCACCCUGCAAGAGGUCGAAGCCUCACUGAACCGUCUGGCUCAACUCACCAAGGAAGACGACCAGCAGAAAGAGCUCCAGGACAUUGCCAAAAAAUGCACAGGAAAUGACCUCAAGUGCAUCAUCAGACUUGUGAAGCAUGAUUUGAAAAUAAACUCAGGAGCUAAGCAUGUGCUGGACGCCGUGGACCCCAAUGCUUACGACGCCUUUAAAGCCUCGCGGAACUUGGGCGAUGUCAUUGAGCGAGUGCUGCGGAACCAGCAGGAUGCGUCCAAUGGCAGUGGGCCCCGCAAGAGCCUGAAAAUAGAGGCCUCCCUCAUGACCCCUGUGCAGCCCAUGCUGGCAGAGGCCUGUAAAUCUGUGGAGUACGCCAUGAAGAAGUGCCCCAACGGGAUGUACUCCGAGAUCAAAUAUGAUGGCGAGCGUGUGCAGGUCCACAAAAAUGGAGAUCACUUCAGCUAUUUCAGCCGCAGUCUCAAGCCAGUGCUCCCACACAAGGUGGCACAUUUCAAAGAAUACAUACCUCAAGCUUUUGUUGGUGGCGACAGUAUGAUUUUGGAUGCUGAGGUCCUUCUCAUCGACACCAACACCAGCAAACCCCUCCCCUUUGGAACACUGGGAGUGCACAAGAAAGCUGCCUUCCAAGAUGCCAAAGUGUGUCUGUUCGUCUUCGACUGCAUUUACUUCAAUGGUGUAAGCCUGAUGGAUAAGGCUCUUUAUGAACGAAGGAAGUUUCUCAAUGACAACAUGGUUGAAGUUCCAAACAGGAUAUUGUUUUCAGAAAUGAAACAUGUCACUAGAGCAUCUGAUCUGGCAGAGAUGAUCACCCGCGUCAUUCGAGAGGGGCUGGAGGGCCUGGUGCUGAAGGACGUCAAGGGCCUAUACGAGCCUGGGAAGCGUCACUGGUUGAAGGUGAAGAAGGACUACCUGAAUGAGGGCGCCAUGGCAGACACGGCUGACCUGGUGGUGUUAGGAGCUUUCUACGGCAAAGGCUCAAAUGGAGGAAUAAUGUCCAGCUUCUUGAUGGGCUGCUAUGACCCCGCAUCUAAGAAGUGGUGCACAGUGACCAAGUGCUCUGGAGGCUAUGAUGACGCCACUCUGGCCAGACUGCAGAAGGAGCUGGAUGUGAUUAAAAUCAGCAAGGAACCAAGCAAAAUCCCUGGCUGGUUAAAGAUUGUUAAAAACUAUUACCCAGAUUUCCUUAUCCGCGAUCCGGAGCAAGCACCAGUGUGGGAGAUCACAGGAGCGGAGUUUUCCAAGUCAGAGAUGCACACAGCCGAUGGAAUCUCCAUCCGUUUCCCGCGCAUGACGCGUAUCCGUGACGACAAGGACUGGAAGACUGCCACCAACCUGCCUCGGCUGAAGGAACUCUAUCGCAUAUCGAAGGAGCGCUCUGACUUUGAGUUGACCACGGGCCAGUCCAAAGAUGAUAAGGAUGAUGAGAACUCCUCUGGUGGAGCCAGUGGAGGCAGCUCUCCACCCUCCACAUCACACAAGACCCCUACCACCAGCAAAGCCCGGAACAGUGCUGCUCCACGGCUGAAGCAGGUGAAAUCAGAACCCAUUUCCCCAGCCAAGAGGAAGAUGCCUGCGGAGAACCACAGCAGCAAGAAGAUUAAGACUGAAGUUCAGAUUAAAACUGAAGCUCAGAUUAAGACUGAAGUUGCCCAUAGCAAUGGGAAAAGCAAAGUGAAGAGCGCCUCCACCAAGGUGAUAGAAGCAGGUCCUGAGAAGACCCUUUUGGACAUUUUCAGUGGCGUGAAGCUCUACCUGCCGCAGGGUGUGCAGGACUACGACAAACUCCAGCGUUAUUUUGUGGCCUACGACGGAGAUCUGGUGCCGGAGUACGACGCUGCCACAGCCACGCACACGCUUACAGAUCCCGAGGAAGACAGCAAAGCUCAGAGGGUCACCUCCAACUGGAUCUGGGCGUGCAUUCGCAAAAGAAGAAUGGUUCCUCCCUGCUGAUGAGGCCGGGCCAAUGGAGACUUGAGCUGCUUUCGGCUGAAUAAAAGUGCCCUUCAACAACAGUGGUUGCUUCAACUGCUUCCGCCAUACGAACAAUACCUUAUCUUCCAGUACAUUCUGGAUUGUUUCAUGAUCAUGUACAAACGUUUGUCAGUAUUUUAAGCUGCCCCAAAUUGGUGGGAUUUUUUUUUAAACACAUUAACAUGCCCUGUGAUUUGGGGUCUGAUACCACGAGGACGCAAGAAGGAGUAGAACUGCCUCUCCUAUGAUCUUUAUAUUUAUUUUGUUUUUAGGAAUCAUGUGUUGUCUGCUGUAACAGCUACAGCAAGGGCAUCUUCAAGUAGAUUAGGACAUAUUUUCUACUACUAGUUAGUUCAUUUUGAGUUAUAAAACAUUAAGUGAUAGCAAUGGGUAGUUUGUCAUGUAAACACGUCUAGUAGUUUAUCUUUGUUAUUCCUUAUGGGUGAAAUUACAUGAUGAAUGGAAAAUGAAUUCAGCAUUUAAUAAACCAUUUUGCAAAUGGCUUUGAACCUGAA